Melitaea cinxia (Glanville fritillary) is the source of this 1997-nucleotide messenger RNA. It is a transcript of the gene Bap60, whose product is annotated as brahma-associated protein of 60 kDa. The record is from RefSeq and is a predicted model, not a curated record. Gene Ontology annotation, biological process: regulation of transcription by RNA polymerase II. Gene Ontology annotation, cellular component: nucleus; SWI/SNF complex. Bases 1 to 1536 code for a protein of 511 amino acids. The transcript has 8 exons. Lineage: Eukaryota; Metazoa; Arthropoda; Insecta; Lepidoptera; Nymphalidae.
AUGGCUCAGCGUUUCCCAACGAGUGGGCCUAGCCCUGCUCCUCCUGCAGGUGGCAUGCCGCCCCAGCAGCGGUAUCCUGGACCGGCCCAGCCUCAAGGAUCACCCAUGCCACCUAGGCCAUACUCAGGACCAACAUUCCCGCCCCGGAGCGGGUUCACGCCCCCGCCGGCGGGCGCGGUGGCCGUGGCGGGGGGCGGGGCGGGCGCGCGGCCCGGGGCGGCGCCCCCGCCCGCCGGCUACAGCGCGCCGCGCCCGCCCGCCGCGCCGCCCGCCCCCAAGCGCCCGCCCGACGCGCGCGCGCCGCUGCCCCCGCAGCACAAGCCACAGCACUACGCCGGUGAUACGUACGGCGGCGGCGGUGGUAAGCGUAAGAAGCGUCUCGCAGACAAGAUUCUGCCUCAAAAGGUUCGUGACCUGGUACCCGAGUCGCAGGCCUACAUGGACCUGCUGGCCUUCGAGCGCAAGCUGGACGCCACCAUCAUGCGAAAGCGACUCGACAUCCAGGAGGCCCUCAAGCGACCCAUGAAGCAGAAGCGCAAGCUGCGCAUCUUCAUAUCCAACACAUUCUACCCUGGUCAAGGCGACAACGCCGUUGCUUCGUGGGAGCUACGUGUGGAGGGACGUUUACUCGAUGACACUAAAAAUGAUCCUAAUAAGGUGAAACGCAAGUUCUCGUCGUUCUUCAAGUCGCUCGUGAUCGAGCUGGACAAGGAGCUGUACGGUCCGGACAACCACCUGGUGGAGUGGCACCGCACUCUCACCACGCAGGAGACGGACGGCUUCCAGGUGAAGCGGCCCGGCUACAAGAACGUCCGCUGCACCAUCCUGCUGCUCCUGGACUACCAGCCGCUGCAGUUCAAGCUGGACGCGCGCCUGGCGCGGCUGCUGGGCGUGCACACGCAGGCGCGGCCCGUCAUCGUGAACGCGCUCUGGCAGUACGUGAAGACGCACCGCCUGCAGGACCCGCACGAGCGCGAGUACAUCGCCUGCGACAAGUACCUGGAGCAGAUCUUCGGCUGCGCGCGCAUGAAGCUGGCCGAGGUGCCGGCGCGCCUGGGCGCGCUGCUGCACGCGCCCGACCCCAUCGUCAUCAACCACCUCAUCUCCGUCGAGCCGCCGCACGACAGCAAGCAGACCGCCUGCUACGACAUCGACGUCGAGGUGGACGACACGCUCAAGACGCAGAUGAACAACUUCCUGCUGAGCACGGCCAACCAGCAGGAGAUACAAGGCCUGGACACGAAAAUACAUGAAACGGUGGACACCAUUAAUCAACUUAAGACGAAUCGAGAAUUUUUCUUGAGCUUCAGUAAGGAUCCACAGCAGUUCAUACAGAAGUGGCUCGUCAGUCAGUCUAGAGAUCUGAAGACCAUGAACGGCGGCUCGGGCGGCAACCCCGAGGAGGAGCGGCGCGCCGAGUUCUACGGGCAGGCGUGGGCGGGCGAGGGCGUGGCGCGCUACCUGCACGCGCGCCUCGCCGCGCGCCGCCGCGACCUCGACCUGGCGCUGCAGCCGCCGCACCUCGCGCGCCUGUAGGAGCGCGACCUCGACCUGGCGCUGCAGCCGCCGCACCUCGCGCGCCUGUAGGAGCGCGACCUCGACCUGGCGCUGCAGCCGCCGCACCUCGCGCGCCUGUAGGAGCGCGACCUCGACCUGGCGCUGCAGCCGCCGCACCUCGCGCGCCUGUAGGAGCGCGACCUCGACCUGGCGCUGCAGCCGCCGCACCUCGCGCGCCUGUAGGAGCGCGACCUCGACCUGGCGCUGCAGCCGCCGCACCUCGCGCGCCUGUAGGCCCCGCUCGACCGCGACCUGGCGCUGCAGCCGCCGCACCUCGCGCGCCUGUAGGAGCGCGACCUCGACCUGGCGCUGCAGCCGCCGCACCUCGCGCGCCUGUAGGACCGCGCGACCGCGACACGACCUCUCCGCCGCCUCUACAGCUCUCGACGUGCGCCACGGGAUGAGCGCACUACUUUGAUAAAUAAAUUUAUUCGAUACAA